Molecule: messenger RNA, 9065 nt
Organism: Megalopta genalis
Lineage: Eukaryota; Metazoa; Arthropoda; Insecta; Hymenoptera; Halictidae
Gene: grh
Product: grainy head
Biological process (GO): regulation of transcription by RNA polymerase II
Cellular component (GO): nucleus
Molecular function (GO): RNA polymerase II cis-regulatory region sequence-specific DNA binding; DNA-binding transcription activator activity, RNA polymerase II-specific
Source: RefSeq, a predicted model, not a curated record
UCUCCGGCUUCUCUCGGAGGAGGCCGACCUCCUCGCCGCGGAUGUUCACCGGCUACCUGCGCGGUGACGCACAGGUGAUGCGCAGGUGACCCGCCGGUAAACAAGUCGAUCGUCGAGACGCUCCGGGACCAUCCGAGGAUCUCCGGACCAUUCUCGAGCUGGCCAACCCUUCGGCGAUCGGAUCGCUGCAUUAUUCAAUGGAUCGAUCUCCUUUGUCUCUCUCUCCGUGUCUCGAUCCUUACCGUUCGAACAUUAUUACAAAAUCGAGACGAAUGGAAGGUAUUAACUGCUACGCAAUUCGAGAUGACGGAGGAAUAGCGCGCCGAUUAUUUUUCUGUUUUUUUUUUCUUUUUUCUAACGCAACGGUUUCGCGAUAUACCAGAAUCGAAUUACACGGUCGAAUAAAUUGCCGGUUACCGGGUUGUUUUCUUUCUUUUCAUCUUCGAUCUCUACUCUAUCCUUCUCCUUCUCGCUCUUUUCGAUCAGCGAUUGCAUGUAUCCGCGAAAUCGGCGACGAUUAGCAUAUGCGCCGCGGUAGAGUGAAUGGAAGCCCCUACAGCGAAUAUAAUUGGCCCCGGUUUAUGGUAUCCACUAAUGGACGUCGCCCCGAAUGCAACGCGUUCCUUUCCCCCCUCCUCCAGUUUAUAUAACGCGGCGUCGAGGAACGACAGGCAUUUCGAGAACAUUCUCGAAUAAUCCACGCAGUCCACACACCGAUACUCUUUCUCUCUUUCUCGUUUUCUCCAUACACCUCUCUCUUUCUCUCACUCUCUCUCUCUCGCUCUCUCUUUCUCUCUCUUUCGCUCUGUCUAUCUCUACCUCUAGCCUUCAUCCGUACCUCUCUUUCUCCGAGAGACACGUGCUAAUCGCUUAGCCCACGUAGAGCGCCUUGGUUCGGAAACCAAGGAUCUUUCCCACAACCGAAACUCGCCACUGAUUCUCACUCCCGGAUCACUGAACCGGAGGACACCGCCUCCGCGAGGCCUCAGGUAGCUCGGACGAGGCUCGUCUUCGACUCCAAGCCGGAGGAGUCGGGAACGAGAGACAAAGGUGUAUCCGCGAAACGAGCAACAGCCUCGAAUCGACUUGGACUCGCUGCGGUAGAUCCGACGGGCCCUUCCCCGACCCCAAAGAAAAAGGGAGGCUAGAACUUGCACUGGUGUCUCUUGACAAUCACUAUCGAAAUCACUGAGGAUGAUCACUGGGCGACCUGGUCCGGCGAUCAGGUCCGCGCUACGGUCACCGCGGGUGUCGUCGCACGCGGUGGCUGCUCUGUCAGAGCCGCGGAACAGGACAGUUUGUUCGCUGAUGAUCAUUCGAGGCUGCCGAGGAGAGGCUCUCUCGUUCCUCUUCGCUCGGCGAGUCCUCCGUCUCCGGAGGCAUCGACCACUGACGCGACGCGAGGGAGUACAGGUCCUCUUUCGACGCAUGCUACUCAGAACCUCCGUUAAUGACGUGCCAUACCGCAGCCUGUGAUACACGCUACCCCAUGCAUAGAGUCAUUCGAUUCGCGUAGUAGUCAGUUUAGUCGACCGAUAGGGAUACACACGGGGCCAUCGGCGCGCCGAGAAGACGCCGACGACGCCGCUACAUUGUGACAAGCUGAUCCUACAGGACGCCACGAUACGGCGAGGAAAGAGAAGCGGAAGACAGCGCAGGAGAAUGUCGACUUGCACCGACGAGGCCGACAACGCACCCCUGCACAUGCAGGAGGCUCUGUCCCCGGUGCAGGAGGGCCCAGUGUCUCCAGCGUCCUCCUCCCUGAGCAACCAGAAUCAAAACGAGAGCGAGCAACAGGUGUUGCUGGCGACGAUGCAGCCGGUGAACGUGCUGGAUCUGCACGAGCCGGCAUCGGUGCACUCUCUUCAUCCAAAGUAUCAUCACCAUCACCGUCACCACCACCAUCACCACCAUCACCAUCAUCAGCAGCACAUCCAGGGCGACCCGGACGACGUGCAACAGCGUCCGGGCGACGACACCGACGGCAGAGUGACGCCGGUCACCGAGGCAACGGCCGGCAACGCGACGCUGGGCGUCGGCGAGCACAAGAUGAUCGAUCUCAUCUACAACGACGGUCAGAAGACCGUGAUGUACACGCACGACAAGGAGAUCAUCUACGAGAACGAGGCGGACAGAGUCCAGGUAGUGGAGUAUCCUCCACCGCCGCCGUCGCCGCCGUCGCCGUCGCCACCCUCGGCUGUCACCAGAACAGGACUCCUGCCUCCCACCUGCGUCACACCUAGAUCAGCCUCGGCGUCCACGGCGCUGCACUUGCACCACUACCCCCAGCUGCAGCUGCAACACGAGGACGACCUUCCGCCGAGUGUUCGCCACGCUGUGAACGCCACCGUGCCAAAUUGUGGAGCCGCAACCACGACCACCACUGUCCUCGUCUUCUCAGAGCUGGUUGCUGCCGAUCCUGCAGCAGGCGCCGCCGCCGCACAACAACUCACCCUCACUGCUGCUGCUGCCGCUGCUUCGCUGCGUGCUGGACGGCGAAGCCGGGGCGAGGAGGAGACGAACAGCGGCGUGGUCAACGACGACACCUCGCAGCAACAGCAACAACAGCCGAGCUACGUGUCCGGGCAACGUGAACCAGAGGAAGAAGAAGAACUCGGGGCGGAAGAGGCUGCGGCGCAGGCGGCGCAAUCGUUGCAAAGCGGUGCCGAGGGCGCCGACCCUGAAGUACACAAGAGGGUUGCUGCCGUGCAGGUGCAGGUGCAGAGUAUGGAGGGCGACUGGCGGACCUACUGCGAGCACCCGCUCUCCGUGGCGACCGCCGCGAUGCUCAAUCUGCAACAGCAACACCAAGUCUCGGCUGUCACCAGCCACGGCGACGAUCCGGCCGCUUCCUACGUCUACGAGUACUAUAAACUGCCGGAGAAGACCGCGGCCGACGUCAAACUGCCACCCACUCACGAACUAUGGUCCACGGGUGUGAUGGGCCCGAAGCUGCUGGUGCAGGAGGCGCCUGGCUCCGGUUCCGGCUCGGCGAAUCGCAUGGAAGGCGGCGAAGGCGCCGGGGGAGGGGAGCUACACCACUUCCUCCAUCAGUACAACCAGCAGUCCCACAGUCCGGGCCAGAGCCUGCAAGGCGGCCUUCCGCUUCCGCUUAGCCCGCAGUCCCUCAGACACGACGGGUCCUCGAGCGCGGGCAUCACCGGCGUCAAAAGGGAACCCGAGGACCUCAGCUCCUCCAGAGGGGCGCAGCAGUCCAGCAAGAGGCACAAACAGGCCCAGCCGGACAGUCCCACGCCACCAGGGAUGUACCAUCAUCAUCAGCAUCAGCUGCAGGUGCAACAGUACGGAAGCCCCUACGACCCUUACAGCUCGUGCAGCCCCCGAUUGCAGUCCACGGCGUACACGUCGACCUCGGCGACGGGCGCAGCGAACGCUGGGAACCCGACCGGUCUUCACCAGGACGCGACAGCGGUCUACGUCACCGGGGACGCUCUGCCGCCGUUGGCGUCCUCGAGCUCGUCCUCGUUGUCGACCACGACCGCUUCGUACACGAGGUACGAGGUUGUGCCAAGCUCUUACGCGACGACACACGCGAUACGCUCGUCCUCGAGCAGCAGCAAAGUCCUGACCGUUGAUCUUCCCAGCCCCGACUCCGGCAUCGGCGCCGACGCGGUCACACCCAGGCAAGAUCAUCAUCCACCCACGGCGCUGCAUCAGUCAUCCUUCGACUACACGGAGUUGUGUCCCGGUGGAACGGCGACUGGAGCCGCGGUGGUCCUCGAAAGUGGCGCGGUGAUACACCAUCAGCCGCUGCAACUGCAACUACAACAGAGCCAUGCCCAAGCGCAGGUGCAACGCGGAGCUUUGGUGUCCUCGGCUGCAACGAACCCGAACCCCAACCCGAAUCCUCCGAGGUCGCGACCUUGGCACGAUUUCGGGAGGCAGAACGACGCGGACAAAAUCCAGAUACCAAAAAUAUUCUCCGCCUAUGGGUUCAAGUAUCACCUGGAGUCGCCAAUUAGCACGUCGCAGCGCCGCGAGGACGACAGAAUCACGUACAUCAACAAGGGACAAUUCUACGGGAUCACGCUGGAUUACGUCCCCGACCCGGACAAGCCGACCCUGAAGGCUGGACAGACCGUCAAGAGCGUGGUAAUGCUGAUGUUCCGAGAAGAGAAGAGCCCCGAAGACGAAAUUAAGGCGUGGCAGUUCUGGCACGGAAGGCAACAUUCUGUCAAGCAGCGUAUUCUCGACGCCGACACGAAGAACAGCGUGGGACUGGUGGGCUGCAUAGAGGAAAUCGCGCACAAUGCGAUUGCCGUUUAUUGGAACCCACUCGAAUCCUCGGCGAAGAUAAACGUGGCGGUGCAGUGCCUCAGCACCGAUUUCUCCAGUCAGAAGGGAGUGAAGGGCCUGCCCUUGCACAUUCAGGUAGACACGUACGAAGAACCGCCGUCGCACGCUCAUUCGUACACGCCACCGUCGCAUCGCGGCUACUGUCAGAUCAAAGUCUUCUGCGACAAGGGAGCCGAAAGAAAGACCCGUGACGAAGAGAGGAGAGCAGCAAAAAGGAAGAUGACGGCGACCGGCAGGAAAAAGCUUGACGAGUUGUACCAUUCCGUCACGGAACGCAGCGAAUUCUACUCGAUGGUGGAUCUCCACAAACCACCUGUCCUGUUCUCGCCGCCUGCUGAGCACAACAUCGAAAAGUUCUCGACGAUGGAGUUGUCGGGCUUCUACGGAGGUGGCGGCGGAGGCGGUGGCGAUACGGACACCUCGUCCCUGAGUAAUGGCGAGGGCGGAGGAUUGAAGGCCGGUGGCAGCAGCCCUUACCCUGCCUGCGGCAGACCGAGCCUGCCGGCCCUCAAGUUCCACAACCACUUCCCGCCCGACAAUCUGACUAGCCUGCACGACAAGAAGGACUCGUUGCUGAUGCAGGUUCAGGAGCUGCAGGGCUCGGUGCUGCAGGGCGUGCAACAGGCUGGCCUCACGGGCACCGUGGUCUCCGGCGUCGGGAACAGGCUCCAUCUGCAACAACAACCGCCCCAUCUUCGACCCGCGGACGCCGAAGAAAGGGUGAUGCUCUACGUUCGCCAGGAGUCCGAGGACGUCUACACGCCUCUGCACGUCACGCCGCCGACAGUACAGGGACUUUUGAACGCUAUUGAGUCAAAGUACAAAAUUGCAUCCUCGAGUAUUAAUAACCUCUAUCGCAAAAACACAAAGGGAAUUACAGCGAAAAUUGACGACGACAUGAUCCGAUAUUACGUGGACGAGGACCUGUUCCUGCUGGAGGUCAGCCAUUCCCGAGUGAACCCGGACCCGACCAACGAGCGCAACCCGAAUCCCGGGUCGCCGGGUGACCCCGGCGAUCCUGGCGACCCGCCGUCAGCCCCGGGCUACGACGUCACCCUGAUCGAGCUACCUUCGUCCCCGGCUCACAUAGCCCACUCACCUCUAACGAAUUCGGCGCACGGGCACGCGCACGUUCACGAUACCGGCAACACGUGAAAGAAACGCGGCGGGAGAGCACGCGCGCGCCAGCUAUGUAACGCUAGCUCGCGCGUGUAACUCGGUGUAAAUAAGUCUGAGAGGGACAGAGAGCAGCAACAGUCGGCGUGUUCGAAGAAUCGCCGACACGGUGCAAUGUGAACAGAGAGCUUUUCAGGGACCUGGAUCGAGUGAUCGCUCGUCAGUGCUCGGUUCCGAAGGAAUCGCCGAUCCUGAAUCGUUUCGCUGAAACGGACCAAGAGCGACACGAACCGGAGGGCCAAGAAGAAUCCGUACUGCUGACGAAGGAAGAGAAGAAGAUGACGACGAUGCGGAAGAAGAAGAAGAAGAAGAAGAAGAAGAAGAAGAAGAAGAUGAAGAGACGGGAUAAGCUGCUCUUCCGGGGCCUACCGAAGGGACUGAUGUUACGGCUUAAAAAGUCAGAUGAUUGUUAGUUGAUAGUGGUCGCCCGGGCCUGUACUUAGCUCGUCUUAGAGUCCGCGGACAUGGGAGCCAAUCCUUAAAUAGAUUGUUUGUUAUUAUUGUUCCCGAGAAUAUUGAACUCGAAAUUUGUAAAUUUUAUCGCAGCUCGCACGUUCGCGAGACUACUACGACGACCUUAUUACGCCAUCCAAGGUGGCGGAGCUUGCGCUCUCCAGCCGAGGCGACACGUUAUGUUCUAUAUUGUUUGUUUUCACUUGUGAACAAUUUAUAUCGAUGGUUGUUAGCUUAGGAAGAAAGAGAAUGAAGAGAGGGAAAGAAGAGAGAUAGAGAGAGAGAGAGAGAGAGAGAGAGAGACGGCGUCGUCGUUGACACGCGAUGGCUAUAUUGUAAAUCAAUCAAAAUUGAUUUAAGGAACCCCACCCCACCCCCCCGACCCCUCGCCCUUUACCACGUUACGCGUUAAGUAAACGUACAACGUGUAAAAUUGUAUAUGAAGAGAUCGCCGCUCUAUUAUUAUUGUAUCGUCGCUAUAGAGUUUAAAUUCUUGUUUACGCGUUCAGCAUGGGAGUAAAAGCGUUUUUAGUUUGUGCCGUGACUCGCGCGCGCGCGCAGAACUGUUUUGUAGUAAGCGUUCUCUCGAAUUCUCUGCCGCCAUUACGAGAUAGACCGGUGCCAUCGAGCAUUAUUCGUAGCGUUAACGCUCGCACACGUACACAAACACACACACACGCGCGCUCGCGCGCACGCGCAUACACAGAGACACGUACAUAUUAGGUAUACCAAGCAAAGCAAGUCCGCAUACAGUGUCAUAUAUAUGUCGUCCUCAGGAUUUCAGGAGCGAUCGCUCCGAACCGUUCCGGACCCGUCCGCGGAAUCUCCAUUUCGAAUUGUCCGCCUAAUUUAUACCACUGGCCGAGGACAUCGCGCACUUGCCGUUAGUAGAGUAACUUCGCUAUCAUUCCACAUCCUGUAGCGUCCCAGCAUCCUUUGAUAUUAUACAAAGACACCAAGUAUUACUCUCAGAUACGUAAUUACCACGAACGAAUAACGAAAUUACGCAGGACCGUUCCGACGACCGGGCGCGAAACGCGAAAAUCACCGACGGAAGUCGAUCGUCGACGACUAGGUCUUUAGGUUUAGGUAGCUACGCCAUAUUGGUACCCGUAGUCGACCUUGAACUACGAACCCAUCGCGGGUCAGUGCUUCCGCAAAAUGUGAAAUUUAAUUUGUCCGUUCCCGUUAAGUCGCGCCGAGAGCUGAAGCUUUAGUAAACGUAUUUGUUUAAAUUAUAAAUUUCGAAUAUAUAUAAAUAUAUAUAUACAUAUACAUACAUACCUUGUACAUAUAUGUGGAUAAAGUUCGUGACUUGGGCCCUUUGGGGACGAAACAGGAAUGUUCGGAGUUUCAUGUGUGUAAGGACGGUACUUGAAAAUAUUAAAGUUUGGUCAAUUUAACCUUCGAAGUCGAAUGGAAACUGUUUUAUUCUUUUCGUCGAAGGCAGCCAUCGAGAGCUCCAGAGGGUUCAAACUUUCAAAACGAGCUACGCGAGUCCCGGGUUUAUCUUGAUUAUGGCAGAAACCGAAUUGUCCGAUGUCGCGGAAGUAACGGCGAGGUAGAAAAAUGAGAGACCCCACUACGAUCGUAUUGUUUUGUUUCUCUCGUAAAACGAAGCAGGAUUUAACGUGCCACACUAGCGAAAGCGAGCGAUUUGCCACUCUCGUCGCGUAAUUUUUUAAUAAGUUACGCUCACAUGCCCCCGCAUACGUACACGUACAUACAUACACACGCGCGUAGAGACACAGAGACCAUACACCAUCCAUCAUCGAUCAUAAAGUACGGUAGUUAAUCGCGUUUAGGAUCGGACUAGAGAACAUCACGAUCACGACACUCGUUUUUAUCUUUCACGACGCAUGAUUAUAUAGAAAUAAAAAUAUAUGGAUCUAUAUGUUAUGUAUACAUAAAACACGAACGCACGUCGCGCCGCGAAUACACCGAUAUCAAAGCAAGGAUCAAAAUACGCUUGUAAAAUGCAUAUUAUGAGUACUAUAUUUUGUUACAUCUAUUGCAAGACAGCAUAUAGUUUGAUAUUAUUAAUAUUAUUGAUUCUAUUGAUUAGAUCUACGUAAUUACGUAUAUAUAUAAUAGUUAUUAUUAUUAUUAUUAUUAUUAUUAUUAUAAAUAUUAUUAUUAUUAUUAUUAUUAUUAUUUUUAUACAAGGGAUGCGUGUCUUCGUGGUGCGAGAAUGCGAGAGUAAGAGAGGACGAAGUGAGGAAGAAAGAAUGACAGAAUGAAUGAAAAAUAAAAGCGUGUCAGAGAGAGAGAGAUAAAUAGAGAGAGAGAGAGAGAGAGAGAGAGAGAGAGAGAGAGAAUCGAAAAAGCGGAGAGAUUGAUUACAGUUUACGAAGAUUGUUAGCGUUGCUCCAUGACAUUUUUUUCCGUAAUUAAUAGCCCUACCCCGCCCCGAAACGCCCAAAUAUUCGUCAGCCGCCAUAGCAACGCGCAGAAAACUCGCGUUCGGCUCGCGAACAAUUCUUAUUGCUAUCGUAUUGAGCCCUUAUUAUCCUUACGUUUAUUAAUAUUAUUAAUUAAUGAUACAUUAUGGCGGACAGCCGCGUUACGAUCAAGAGAAGAUCGGAGCUGCGCGACGACACCGGUGAACACUUACCGAACUCGACGGGAACGGGUUAGGCGAGAGAGAAACGAAGACGCUGUAACUCGUGUUCUUUCUCUUUCGUUCGUCGGAUCGUUCGAUCUCGUGUUACAUAGAUCGAUGAACCGUCACCGAGAGUUCGCGUAUCGCGAUCCCAGAAAGGAUCUUCCCGUGAUCGUACCGCGACCGUCGACCGAUAUCGUACUUAAACGUGAACGACGAUGCGGAACGUAGCCCACACAGGCUUCCUCGAACUUCACAUUUCGUUGGGAAUGCCGGCCGUAUGUUAGCGGAGGUGCACUGUGCAAAACAGAUUCAGAACACGGUGUACGAUGUUUUGUUAGAGAAGCCAUCGAGCCCGAGUAGAUGUUGCGGAAAAAAAAACAGAUAAGUGAUGUGAGAAUACCGAAUAUAUGUACCGUUUUCGCGUUGUCUUGCCAUCGUGAGAUUGUGCCAGAGGUGAUAUUAUAUUACGCUGUUUAUUGCAAACAAUAAAUAUUAUAUUAGUACGUUUUAUAAA